Triticum turgidum subsp. durum (durum wheat) is the source of this 375-nucleotide messenger RNA. The record is from the annotation of a GenBank genome assembly. NCBI's taxonomy places the organism in Eukaryota, Viridiplantae, Streptophyta, Magnoliopsida, Poales, Poaceae.
AUGAGAAAGACGAGGACGAGAAAGAUGAGGAAGCAGGCGGAGGGGCAGGAGCCGAAUCCUGCCGUCGCCGAGGUGGCGGCGGAGGAGACGGCGACGAAGACCAAUGGGGAGCCGGAGCCGGAGCGCAGGGUGGUGAACGGCAAGAGGAUGGUGAGGAAGAGGCUGCCCAUGAAGAAGGUGCGCCGCGUGCUCGCCAUCGAUCACAAGCCAGUCGUCAUCCCGUCUCCCGAGAGAGACCUCCCGCCGGCGGUCCUCGCCGCCAUGAAGCUGCGCCAGGCCCGCGUCGCCAAGAUCCACAAGGUGCAGGACGACAUCCGCGAGGACCUCCGCACCAAGGGCUACGUCAUGGGCUGGGUCACCGACGACGACGAGUAG